Molecule: messenger RNA, 1257 nt
Organism: Adineta steineri
Lineage: Eukaryota; Metazoa; Rotifera; Eurotatoria; Adinetida; Adinetidae
Source: the annotation of a GenBank genome assembly
AUGUGCAUCACAUUUACUAUUGUUAUUCUUGUUAUAAUUAUAACAAGUUCAAUUGUGCUCUUCAGAACAAAAAAGACGAAUAGUGAACAAAUAUCUACAACAGAAGAAACAACAAUUGAAAUAACAGAAAAAAUGGAAGUAACAACAGAACUAACUACGACAUCAUCAUCAACAACAACAUCAACAUCAACAUCAACAACAAUAGCAACCAAAACAUCAACAACAACAAUAUCAACAACAGCAGUAUCAACAGCAACACCGCAAUGGACAAUGACAGGAAACAUGAAUGUUGCACGAAAAUUUCACACAGCAUCUAUAUUAACAAAUGGAAAAGUAUUAGUUAUUGGUGGAUAUAAUGGUGUUUCUCUAUAUAGUACUGAAUUGUAUAAUCCAUCAAUAGAAAUAUGGACAACUACUACUAGCAUGAAUCUUGAACGACAGCAACACACUGCAUCUGUAGUCACAAAUGGAAAUGUGUUAGUUGCUGGAGGAAUUAAAGAUAAAGUUUUUUUGAAUACUGCUGCAUUGUACAAUCCAUCAGCAAAUAGUUGGACAAAUACGGGAAACAUGCAUGGUGUACGAGGUGCUCACACAGCAACUAUAUUAACAAAUGGAAAAGUGAUAAUUAAUGGUGGAGAUGGUGGUAGUGGUUUUCUUAACACCGCUGAAUUAUAUAAUCCAUCAACAGGAAUCUGGACACGUACAGGAAACAUGAAUUAUAAUCGUGUUAAUCAUGCAACAUCUUUAUUAACAGAUGGAAAAGUGUUAGUUGCGGGUGGAUAUAAUGGUGGUUAUCUAAAUAGUGCUGAAUUAUAUGAUCCAUCAACCGGUAAUUGGACACAUACAGGUAGCAUGAGUGCUACACGACAAGAUAGUACACUAUCUACAUUAAUGAAUGGAAAAGUGUUAGUUGCUGGUGGAUCUGACGGUGGUUACCUAAAAAGUGCUGAAUUAUAUGAUCCAUCAACGGGUAAUUGGACAACUACAGGUAGCAUGAAUUUCGCACGAGCAUGUCAUACAGCAUCAUUAUUGUCCAACGGAAAAGUAUUAGUUACUGGUGGAUCUAAUGGUGUUUAUAUAAAUAAUACUGAAUUAUAUGAUCCAUCAACAGGAAUUUGGACAAAUACUACUAACAUGAAUAUUGCACGACGACAUCACACAGCAUCUGUAUUCACAAAUGGAACGGUGUUUGUUGUUGGUGGUGAGGAUGGUAAUAAUAUGUACCUGAAUAAUGCAGAAUGGUAUCCAUUGCCAUAA